Molecule: messenger RNA, 1602 nt
Organism: Microthlaspi erraticum
Lineage: Eukaryota; Viridiplantae; Streptophyta; Magnoliopsida; Brassicales; Brassicaceae
Source: the annotation of a GenBank genome assembly
AUGCAGUUUGAUUUCAAAAACAUAAACGUCGUCCCAAUCGGAAACGAGUUCGUCGACCUCACCCUUUCCCGCGUCCAUCACCAGACUCCAACUAUUCUCCUCCGCAAGGGCUUCGAAAUCAGCCGUCUCCGUCAGUUCUACACUCGCAAAGUGAACAAGACGGAGCUCUGCUACCGCGAUAAGCUCUCCGCCAUCCUCGACGAAUUCCCACGCGCCGACGAAAUCCACCCCUUUUUCAGUGACCUUCUUCGCUCGGUUUUCGAUAGAGAUCAGUAUAAGUCCGCUCUAGGUCAAGUCAACACCGCGAGGCAUCUGGUUUCCAGAAUCGGCGACCAUUACGUAAACCUACUCGAGUUCGCUGAGUCGCUAACGCCGUGCAAAUCCUUGAAAGCGAGUGCUAUUGCAGAUAUGUAUAGCGUUGUAAACGAAAUCACUCCGAGUUUGGCUUAUCUAGAGCAGCUCAGGCAACACAUGGUGAAGCUUCCUUCGAUUGACCCAAAUUCACCAUCUCUCUUGGUUUCUGGGUACCCUAAUCUGGACAAGACUCGGUUUUUGAGAAGAAUCAGUAACGAAGGUGGUGAUGAUUUCACCACAGGAUCAGUCAAUUUCGCUGUUGGUCAUACUGAUUACGAGGAUUUGAGGUACCAGGUGAUUGACGCGCCUGGGAUUUUGGAUAGGCCUUUAUCUGGAGACUGCCGUGUAAUCAAAGCAUUGGCUUGUCAUCUUCGAGCUUCUCUUGUGGUGUUCUUUCUGGAUGUUUCUGAGUCGUGUGGCUACAGCAUUGCGCAUCAGGCCGUUUUCUUCCACAGCUUAAAGUCUCUGUUUUCGAACAAACGGUUGUUGAUUGUGUGCGACGAGGCUGAUUUGGUGCAAAUAGAUGAACAAGAUUGGGAUCUGAUUGAAGAGAUGGUUAGUGGAAUGGGACCAAGUGGAGAUGAAGAAGAAGAAGAGGUGGGAUUGGUGAUUAGUAAUCUGAGGAGUGAAGAGGGUGUGAUGUUCGUCAAGAAUGCUGCCUGCGAGAGGCUAUUAGAUGGCAGGGAAAGACUGAUCAGUUGCGUAGCUGAGACCAAAGCUGAGUUUUUGAGGAACAGAGACAUCUUGGCUCUUGAAGAAUGGAAACAAGACAUAAUUCCUGAUGAGGAUCAUAAAGAUUCCGACUUUAUGGCUGGUUCAGGCGUUUUGUUUAGGCUUAGAGAGUUGGGGCGUGAAGAAGAACUCAAGCAGGCUGAGGAAGAAGAAGAUGAUGAUUUUGUGAUGGCCGAGGAACGUUUUAACCUCGAGCAGGCUGAGCAAGAAGAAGAAGAAGAAGAUUUUGUGAUGGCCGAGGAACAUUUUAAACUCAAGCAGGCUGAAGAAGAAGAAGAAGAAGAUGAUGAUUAUGAAGAAGAAGAGGAAGAGGAAGAAGAAGAAGAAGAAGAAGAAGAAGAAGAAGAAGAUGAUUGUGUGAUGGCCGAGGAACGUUUUACAGAGAAUCACAAGGGUCAACUUGUAUCCAUUCGCAAGUUUCAACCCUUGCGGAUGUUAGUAGCCUUGGCUUUUGUUAUACUUGUAGGGAAUACUUAUGGAGCCAUUCAACAAUGUCUCUCAGCUUUAAGCUUUUGA